AUGGAAGACGCAUCGUGUCUGGUGUUGCGUUGGGAGAAACGUCUUGAAGGGGCCUGCGGCGACUCCGGGAAUUCGGUUAAUGGCGGGCAAACAAGGGGGUUGGGGCAGCAACGGCAAGCACAAACGCAGGCGGCAGUUGCGGAGGCGGCAUCUGUUGGAAUGGCGCUGCUGAAGUUAUUGUUACAAAUGGAACAGAAGGAGGACGAGAUGGCCGAUGACGACAAGGAUGCAAAGGAGGGGACGGAGACCGCACUACCCCACCAGCGGCUAACACAGCUCCUUGUGGAGGUGGUUCUUGCUAUUUUGGACUCCUGCAUCCAGUGGACAGGAACCAAGAACGCGGUGCAGGCGGUGUGCUGUGAGCUGAUGGCAGCAUCCUCUCGGGAGAAGGGACAAGACGACCUCGCAGAAAAGCUGUGCGACUGGUGGGACCACGAGGAGGUUGCAGAGCAGGCCUGGCGCUGGUGUGAGGCGCAUCUCACACUCUUGCCAGCUGAUGAAGCGGCAUGGCGUUAUGGAGCAUCUCACGGCGUGGCAACACCCACCGAUUGGUGGUGGCGCCCCGACGCGAUGACUUCUGCAAACUCAAACUCUCUAAGUGAGACAACUGCGGCGGCAGCACGCUCACUUUUUCAGGAGGUUUAUGCGACGGUGUCUCAACAGUGUAUUGCAGAGUCUCCUCGUACAGAGCUAGCCACUGCUAAAGAGCUUUUGCAUAAUUUAUUUACAUUACCUGCAAGUUUUUUUUUCCACCGCAUAGCAGUGAGUCGUGGCGUAUUGCAACGUCUAUUCACAAUGAAGGCGACAGCUUUGCUGCAUCAAGCUCAUCUGCUGACUUGUCUCGCAUUUCUAAAGAAUGCUGCUCAACCUCGUUACACAGAGAAGAGUAGAAAAACAUCCGGCGGGGGCAGUAGCCACGAAUUAUUGUGGGUUUCGCGUGAAUGCCUGUCCCUUGCAUGGAAGAAUCUUAUUUCUUCGAUAACUGCAGUGCAAGUGGCCACAAUACACUUUGGUGCAUCCUGUGGGGGUUUGCGACAACAAGUUCGACGGGCAUUAUUUGGCGUGAAGGAAGUGGCGAGUGAGACAGAUGGCACUUUUUCAUCUUGUGAAGACUUUUUUUACGUGCAUCCUUCUGUUGAACCGUCUGAGAAUGCGUGUCGUGUUACACAUGGCGUGGGACUUGUGGCCACAGGAAAGAUUUCUGAAGGCAGUGUCAUGUUGCAGGAACGGUCUCUUUUGUUUCAUAGCUCACCAGAUCAAACCGCGGCUAAGACGGAGAUGCAAAACAACGAGAUGUCAAAUGUCACGGGUGCGGCACUUGAAUUGUUUCGGCGUGGCGGUAUGACGUUCAUAAGCGAUGCGGUGACUUCACAAGUAGUGGAAUCUCUUCAAAGUGGUGCUUUUUUUGGGGAGCCAACACAGGCUGGUGAAAUGUGGAAUGCGUUGCAUCUUAUUGCCACCAUGCAACCGGCGGACAGAAACAGUAUUGGAACGGAGGAUGGUUUUGCGCGCGACAUUGCCGACCUUGUGCGCUGCUGGACGGAACGAGCCAUUCCAUUCUGCCCCGUGGAAGAAUUUAGGAUUGAGUUGGAGGGAGCCCCUGGGGAGGGGAAGGGGUUGUAUCCGUUUGCCGGUUUUAUAAACCACAGUUGUUCACCAAACGCGGUAUUUGUCUUUGGUGAAGAAGAAGGUGCCUGUUGUUCCUCGAGAGGCGGUGUAUUGCGUGUUGUAGCUCUUUGUGACAUUGAGCCAGGUGAGGAGAUAACAGUCACAUAUCUUUCCUCACUUCUUCUUUCAAGGGAGUUAAAACGAGAGCGGAAUGGCUUCUAUUGUUGCUGUACCUUUUGUCUUUCUUACGCUGCGUUAUUGGAGGGUGUGGUGUGCCCUACGUGCCAACAGCUUGUUUACGAUGAUCACAACGACAAGGAAGAGGUGUCAUCUAAAGCGGUUGAUGUAGUUUCCUCUGUGAGGGCCAAUAACACAGCAAAUGGGCGGGUGAAACCGUACGCACACCUGCCUGGUUGUGCAUACGCGGGAUACAGUAGCUACAAGGAUCUCGCCGGGCCAAUGAAAUCAGGGUUCAAGAAAAUCAUUGACAACAUCCACUGCGAGCUUUUGGGAAGGUCUAUUACGGAUGCCGUGCAUGAACAUGGAAAUUGCAUGCAGGAAGGUUUUGGAGCUGGAGAAACGGAAAAGUAUAAAGAAGAAGAAGAUGAUGAUGACAAAAAAUAUGCACAGCGCGCUCAGAAAGCCGUGCGUCAGUUAAUGGAUCUUGACACAUUGGCUUCUGGACUUCCAUCGACACAUCAUUACCGUUUGCAGGCGCGGAUGGAAUGCUUGGCUACUUCUUUGAAUGCCAUUAUGACGCCAAAUGACGUCACACGACUGAUGCAACUAUGCGAAAAACUGUUAGAGGAUUUAGAGGUGCUGCUGCCGAGAAAUUAUCCGCUCUUGACGGGUAUCCGUCUUCAUUAUGCUCUUGCACGCAGCCGGUACCUGAUCGCCACAACAGACAUCAACGACCCUGCAGCAGACGGGUAUCCCGAAGGGUGCUGCGGAAGUGUGCGUGAGCAAGCUGAAAUGAUGCGUUUGCCAUUUAUGCGUGAUGCUAUCAUUCGCGAAUGCGUGGUGCGGUCUUUCCAGGAGCAUUAUGUUUACACGGGCUGGCGAUUUGCAGAGGCCAACGACGAGGAAAUUCUUCAGAGUUUUUUACGGCGAUACGAAGCGGAACUGUUUGCAUGUGGUGUGGAGGAAUUGUCUCACUUCAACAUGUUGUCGCUGAUGUUUGAUGCAGCAGAGGGCGGCAGCGGGUAA
Molecule: messenger RNA, 2814 nt
Organism: Trypanosoma cruzi
Lineage: Eukaryota; Euglenozoa; Kinetoplastea; Trypanosomatida; Trypanosomatidae
Exons: 1
Coding region: 1-2814 (937 amino acids)
Molecular function (GO): protein binding
Source: RefSeq, a predicted model, not a curated record